AUGGCGCAGGGAACGGGCACGACGAUCGCACAGUUACUAGUGAUGGUGGCGAUGGUCGUAUUGUGGGACCCAGGGCAGGCGCAGGACCAUCACUGCGUCAUGUACGAUGUCUGCCGGCAGGGCCCGAUCCACAGUCAGAACUGCCCGACGACGGAACCACCGAAACCGCUGCAGGACCGGGAAGCGAUGGAGGUGUUGCGGCGUCGGUGCGGGUUCCUGUUCCCCACCGACGAUACGCCCGUCUGCUGUGCCGCGUCGCAGGUGUACGAGAUGGACAAGAACUUCCAGCAGGCCGAAGGGCUGUUUAGCCGCUGCACCACCUGCCUCACCAACAUGCUGUACAGCAUCUGCAGCCUGGCCUGCCACCCGGAGCAGAGCCGCUUCAUGGCCGCGUACCCGGAUCCGACCGAUACGUACGUCGAGCGCGUCGAGUACCGGAUCGAGCGGCAGUACGUGGAGGAUACGUACGAGUCGUGCCGUGGGAUUGUGCUACCGUCGAGCGGCAAGUACGCGAUGGACGUUGGGUGUGGGUUCUGGGAGGCGGCCGGCUGUACGGCCGAACGCUGGUUCGAGUAUAUGGGUGCGGCCGACAAUGACUUCGUGCCGUUCGAGAUCAACUACCUGUACGAGGAGGACCCGGAGCGACGCUUUAACCAGGCGGUCAAACCGUGUAGCGAAGCGUACGACGGUUCGUACGCUUGCUCGUGCGUCGACUGUGAGGCGAGCUGCCCGACCACCAGCGGACCACCGGACGGUGCUGCCGAUGGCGAGGCCAGCUUCACCGUCGGUGAUCUGAAUGGUGUCACGUUUACCGUGGCCGUUGUCGUCGGUGGUGCAGGGCUUGUUGGGCUUGCCCGUAGUGGCGCACAGUCCCGGCCCGGCCAUUCCGAAGUGCCACAGUUUCUCGGUGGUCUACCGGCCGUUAAUCGGGCACUGGGGGCAUUCUUCACACGCUGGGGUACCUUCUGUGCCCGGCAUCCGGCGCUCGUGCUCGCGAUCUGCUCGUGGGUCAUCGGUGGCCUGGCGUUCGGUAUCCAGUAUCUCAUCAUCACCACGGAUCCGGUGGAGCUGUGGGCCGCCCCGGACAGCCGGUCACGCCAGGAGAAGGACUACUUCGAUUCCCGCUUCUCGCCCUUCUACCGCACCGAACAGAUCUUCAUCAAGCCGUACAAACAGGAAUACAUUGUGCAUCCGACUGCCCGCGGUAACCUGACGUUCGGGCCCGCCUACGAUCGGGAGUUUCUGCUCGAGGUGUUCCGGCUGCAGGAAACGAUCGAGCAGCUGGGUCAGGCGGAGGGCGAAGGGUUGGAGCGGAUCUGCUACGCACCGAUGACACCGGUCGGCACGGUAACACCCCUGCGCGACUGCACCGUCCAGAGUGUCUACGGUUACUUCAAAAACAGUCUCACCGCCUUCAACUCAGUCGGCACGGAUGCCGAAGGUUACACCGUCAACUAUCUGGACAAAAUCAAUGGCUGCACGCGGAACGCUUACCUACCGUCCUGCUUCGGUACGUACGGUGGCCCGAUCGAGCCCGGUGUCGCCCUCGGUGGCUUUCCGCGACCAACCGAACCGGGCAGCUCGCCCGAUUUCCGCCUAGCGACCGCCGUCAUCCUCACGUUUCUCGUCGAGAACAAGGCGGACCGCGGGGAGCUUGGACCGGCCGAACGGUGGGAGCGUCUGUUUGUGGACUUUCUGCGCGAUUACGAGCACCCGCUGAUGGAUGUCGCGUACUCGGCCGAACGCUCGAUCGAGGACGGUAUCGAUGAGAUGUCGGAGGCGGAACUGUACACCGUCGUCAUCAGCUACGUCGUGAUGUUCGUCUACAUUACGAUCGCGCUCGGGCGGAUCCGCGGUUUCCGGCACUUUCUGCACGGUUCCCGGAUCGUACUGGCGCUCGGUGGUAUCGUGGUCGUCCUCGCGUCGGUCGCCUGCAGCCUUGGGUUGUUCGGGUACCUGGAGCUCGCGACAACGAUGCUAACGAUCGAGGUCAUUCCGUUUCUGGUGCUGGCCGUCGGUGUCGACAAUGUGUUUAUGUUGGUGCACGCGUUCAACCGGGUUGACCGGACGGUACGGCCGGAUACGGCCGAUGCGAUCGGUGCGGCACUCGGCCAGAUCGGACCCUCGAUACUGCUGACGUCGGCCAGCGAGUGUUGCUGCUUUGCGAUCGGUGCGCUGUCGCCGAUGCCGGCCGUCAAUACGUUCGCCUGGUACGCGACCGUCGCGCUCGCCGCCGACUUCUUGCUGCAGAUCAGCGCAUUCGUCGCGCUGAUGGCCCUCGAUGAGCGGCGCGUCGAGCGCGGUCGCCUCGAUCUGCUCUGUUGCGUGCGACGGUCCAGUAAGGCGGACGCGAUCGAGGCUGAUGGCGACAGCGACGGCAGCGGUUGGCUCGAGCGGCUGGUCGAGCGCGCCUACGUACCGGUACUGAUGCGCCCGACCGUCCGCCAUCUCGUGCUCGCCCUCUUCCUCGUCUGGGGUGCACUGUCCCUCAUGGUGGUACCAAGCAUUGAGCCCGGCCUGGAUCAGGAACUGUCGAUGGCCGCCGAUUCGCACGUCGUCAAGUACUUCCGCUUUAUGGCGGAGCUGUUCUGGAUGGGACCACCGGUUUACUUUGUGCUGCAGCCCGGUCUCAACUAUACCGACGAGCAGCACCAGAAUCUGGUGUGCGGUGGUAUCCUCUGCAACGAUGAUUCCCUCUCGACGCAGCUUUAUCUCGCUUCGCUGCAACCGGAACUUACCCACAUUGCACGGCCGGCCUCGUCCUGGCUCGACGACUACAUCGACUGGCUGUCGAUCAGCUCCUGCUGCCGCUACGAUCCCACCGACAACUCGUUCUGCGAGAGCAGCGUGUUUUUCUGCCCGUCCUGUCCGCGCGAGUACGCGGAGAACGGCAUUCGGCCGACGGUCGCCCAGUUCGAGCGCUACCUCGAGUGGUACCUGUCCGACCGGCCGGACGAGAACUGCGCUAAGGCGGGCCGGGCGGCGUACUCGCGCGCCCUCAACUACGUGCACGAUCGGGAUGGGCGGCUGGGCGUGCAGGAUUCCUACUUCAUGUCGUACCACACGACCGCCGUCACGUCGCGCCAGUUCUAUACCGCGCUCGAGCAGGCCCGCCUCAUUAGCGACCGGAUCCAGCGGAUGCUGGACGAGCGCGGUCACUCGGACGUGCGCGUCUUCCCGUACAGUGUGUUCUACGUGUUCUACGAGCAGUACCUGACGAUCUGGGCGGACGCACUGCAAUCGCUCGGCCUAUCGCUGGCCGCCGUCUUCGUCGUGACGUUCCUGGUGACCGGACUCGAUCUGCUGUCCGCCCUAGUCGUCAUCGUGCACGUCUUCCUGAUCGUGCUGAACAUGCUCGGGCUGAUGUGGCUCUGGAACAUCACGCUCAACGCGAUCUCGCUCGUCAACCUGGUGAUGAGUGUCGGCAUCGGGGUCGAGUUUAUCUCGCACAUUGUGCGCACGUACCGGCAGACGAGCGGUACCCGCACCGAACGUUCCUCGAUCGCCAUGAUCCGAACCGGCAGCUCCGUCUUCUCGGGCAUCACGCUGACCAAGUUCGCCGGUAUCAUUGUGCUCGCGUUCGCCAAAUCGCAGAUCUUCCAGAUCUUCUACUUCCGCAUGUACCUGUGCAUCGUGCUGGUUGGGGCCGCCCACGGUCUCAUCCUGCUGCCCGUCGUCCUCUCCUACAUCGGUCCACCACCACCACUAGCACAAGCACCAGCACAGGCCACGACUACGACGUUUGGUGCACCGAAGUUACCGAAGAAGCAAGCACCGGAGGUCGACAACUAUUCGGAGGAAGCAGCGACGACCACCACCAUCACACCGACGACGACUACUGUGCUCGAUUACAAACAAGAGGAGGGCGAGCAACAGCAGCAGCAGCAGCAGCAGCAGUAG
Molecule: messenger RNA, 3900 nt
Organism: Anopheles darlingi
Lineage: Eukaryota; Metazoa; Arthropoda; Insecta; Diptera; Culicidae
Gene: Npc1b
Product: NPC intracellular cholesterol transporter 1 homolog 1b
Exons: 7
Coding region: 1-3900 (1299 amino acids)
Cellular component (GO): membrane
Molecular function (GO): lipid carrier activity
Source: RefSeq, a predicted model, not a curated record